AUGGAGAACCAGAACCACGUGUCUGGUCAAUGCAACAAGCCCAUGAGUAAGCCUGCUCAUGCCCUGGACCGCGAGACCUUGGUCAAGGAAUUGGGCGCCGACGCCGAAAAUGGCUACUCAAAGUCGCAGGCCAACGACAAGCUGAAUGAAUUUGGCCGCAAUGAACUCGACGAUGGUCCUGGAGUGCAACCGAUCAAAAUUUUCAUUCGGCAGGUUGCCAACGCUAUGAUGUUGGUUCUGAUCAUGGCCAUGGUCGUUUCAUUCGCGAUCAAGUCCUGGAUUGAAGGCGGUGUGGUCGCUGCCGUUAUCGCACUCAACAUCAUUGUCGGAUUUCUGCAGGAGUUCAAGGCAGAGAAGACGAUGGACUCUCUACGCUCCUUGAGCUCUCCCACUGCUAACGUUGUCCGCGACGGAAGCACCAUCAACGUUCCUACAGCCGAGAUUGUUGUGGGAGAUCUGGUGGAAUUGAAAGUUGGCGAUACAGUUCCGGCUGAUCUCAGGAUCAUUGACUCUAUCAAUCUCGAAACGGAUGAAGCUCUUCUGACAGGUGAAUCGUUGCCAGUCGCCAAGGACGAGGAGACCAUCUUCGACGAGGAUACCGGACCUGGCGAUCGACUGAACGUUGUUUACAGCUCUUCGACCGUUACCAAAGGCCGAGCGCGAGGGAUAGUAUACGCCACGGGCAUGUACACAGAGAUCGGUUCCAUCGCGCAAAGUCUGAGACAAGAGAAAUCUCGUCGUCGCCCUGUGAAACGAAAGGACGACGGUACCGCUUCUCCACUACGCCAUGCCGAAGCGUGGACUUUGACUGUGACGGACUUCAUCGGGACCUUCCUCGGAGUCAAUAUCGGCACUCCGCUGCAGAGAAAGCUCUCACGCUUGGCCCUGCUCUUGUUUGGUAUCGCCGUCGUGUGCGCCAUUAUCGUCUUGGCCGCCAACGACUUUUCCAAUCGCUCCGAAGUCAUUAUCUACGCGGUUGCCACUGGUCUCAGUAUGAUUCCUGCAUCACUUAUCGUGGUCCUGACCAUCACUAUGGCAGUAGGCACCAAACAUAUGGUACAGAGGCACGUUAUCGUCCGCAACCUCAAGUCCUUGGAAGCCCUCGGGGCUGUCACUGAUAUCUGCUCUGACAAGACUGGCACUCUGACCCAAGGAAAGAUGGUGGCGAAGAAGGCAUGGAUUCCCAGCCGUGGCACCUACUCUGUGGGUAUCUCGAGUAACCCUUUCGACCCAACAGCUGGCAGUCUCGCGCAUUCUACCGAGUUGCCUGCAAAAGGUCUUCCCGAGAGCGAAUCCCUCAGUGAGGAUGAAUCCACCCCUAUGACUACUCUGUUGGAAGGCAACGAGGACUUGGAAGCUUUCCUUGCGGUCGCUGGACUGUGCAAUGUUGCUAGAGUCCACAAGAACAAUGAUGGGGACUGGACAGCACUUGGCGAUCCAACUGAGAUCGCUCUUCAGGUUUUCGCCUCCCGUUUCGACCGCAAUCGCCAUGGACUCGUUGAUGGAGAAAGUGCGAAGUAUAAGCAGGUCAGCGAAUAUCCCUUCGACUCGGAUGUGAAGAAAAUGUCCGUCAUAUUUGAGGAUCGGAAGACCCAGGAGCAAAAGAUCUACACGAAAGGAGCCGUCGAGAGAGUUCUGGACUCUUGCGUUUCGGUUGUGUGGGAUGACGGUCAGACUGUCGACUUCUCGGACGCGCUGAAAGAGAAAGCUCUGGAGAUCAUGGAGGCUCUCGCUUCGCAAGGUCUUCGUGUGCUUGCUCUGGCUUCCCGUGAGUAUGAUCCCCGCAGCGGCCGGCGGGCAUCUCGCGAUGGUCCUCCUCCCCGAGACGAGAUUGAGCGUGAUCUCACUUUUCGUGGCCUCAUUGGCCUCUACGACCCACCGCGACCCGAAUCUGCUGAAGCUGUGAAACGAUGCCAUCGCGCUGGCAUCAAAGUUCAUAUGCUUACUGGUGACCACCCUGGAACGGCCAGCGCCAUCGCCAAGCAGGUACACAUUCUUCCAGACAUGACGAAGGUAUCAGCCGACGUUGCAAAGAGUAUGAUCAUGACAGCCAAGGAAUUCGACAAGCACACCGAUACAGAAAUCGAUCAGCUACCAGUCCUACCUCUGGUGAUUGCUCGGUGUGCUCCCAAUACUAAGGUUCGCAUGAUUGAAGCUCUCCGCCGUCGAGAAGCCUUCAUGGCAAUGACUGGCGACGGCGUCAACGACUCUCCGUCUUUGAAGAUUGCUGAUGUGGGAAUCGCCAUGGGUAUGGCAGGAUCGGAUGUGGCCAAGGACGCUGCGGACAUCGUUUUGACUGACGACAACUUCGCUUCCAUCCUCAACGCUAUUGAAGAAGGAAGACGUAUGUUCGACAACAUUCAAAAGUUCAUCCUACACCUUCUGGCCGAGAACAUUGCUCAAGCGUGCACACUACUCAUUGGUCUGGCUUUCAAAGACCGCACAGGUCUCUCAGUCUUUCCCUUGGCACCCGUGCAGAUUCUCUGGGUCAUCAUGAUAACGUCUGGCAUGCCUGACAUGGGAUUGGGCCUGGAAAUUGCGGCUCCCGACAUUCUUGAGAGGCCUCCGAUGCCAUUGAAAGUGGGGGUCUUCACCUGGGAGGUCUGCUUUGAUAUGCUCGUGUACGGUCUCUGGAUGGCCGCACUCUGCCUUGCUUCCUUCCUCCUCGUCGUCUUCGGCUUCGGCGAUGGUAAUCUUGGCGAAGGCUGCAAUACCGCAUAUUCCUCACAAUGCGACACUGUCUUCCGUGCUCGAGCAACCACAUUCGUAUCUCUCACAUGGUUCGCUCUUUUCCUCGCCUGGGAGAUGGUCAAUAUGCGGCGCAGCUUUUUCCGGAUGCAGCCAGGAAGCAAGAGGUACUUCACAGAAUGGAUGUACGAUGUUUGGCGCAAUCCCUUCUUGUUCUGGGCUGUCAUCGCUGGAUUUGUCACUAUCUUUCCGACGCUGUACAUUCCUGUGCUCAACCACGACGUCUUCAAGCAUACAGGCAUUUCUUGGGAGUGGGGCAUUGUUUUCGUCGAGGCGAUUCUCUUCUUCGCAGGCAUAGAAGCAUGGAAAUGGGGCAAGCGUAUCUUCUUCCGCCGCCGUGCCCGCAAGAUGGGUCAGACUGGAGAUGAUUUGGAGAAGAGGGCAUACGGCGAGUUCAUUGACUCCAGUGGGAAUAGCAGUGCUGUUGAUGUUGGCGCACGGGACGAGAAGCAUUCUGCACAGACAUCGUGA
This is a messenger RNA of Cyphellophora attinorum, 3219 nucleotides long. Its product is annotated as Sodium transport ATPase 5. Gene Ontology annotation, cellular component: plasma membrane. Gene Ontology annotation, molecular function: ATP hydrolysis activity; ATP binding; P-type calcium transporter activity. The transcript is spliced from 5 exons. The record is from RefSeq and is a predicted model, not a curated record. Bases 1 to 3219 code for a protein of 1072 amino acids. Gene Ontology annotation, biological process: intracellular calcium ion homeostasis; calcium ion transmembrane transport. NCBI's taxonomy places the organism in Eukaryota, Fungi, Ascomycota, Eurotiomycetes, Chaetothyriales, Cyphellophoraceae.